Molecule: messenger RNA, 1518 nt
Organism: Kwoniella mangroviensis CBS 8507
Lineage: Eukaryota; Fungi; Basidiomycota; Tremellomycetes; Tremellales; Cryptococcaceae
Exons: 7
Coding region: 1-1518 (505 amino acids)
Biological process (GO): transmembrane transport
Cellular component (GO): membrane
Molecular function (GO): transmembrane transporter activity
Source: RefSeq, a predicted model, not a curated record
AUGGCUGAGAAAGACUUAGACAGGAAAGCUUCGUUCGAUCAUGUCGAAGAAAUCGAUCAAGACCUCAAGGAGGUCGAGGCUCAAAAGACUAAACAGCAUGGAGAUGCAGUUUUGGACAUCAUCGGGGACGAGAGAGUUGUUGUCACGCAAGAGGAUAUCGACAGAAUCCGAAGGAAGACUGAUAAACAGAUUCUGACCAUCUUAAUUUGGGUUUAUCUAUUACAGAUUCUUGAUAAGCUUGUCAUGGGAUACGGCAACGUUUUCGGUCUCUCAGAGGACAAUCAUCUGGUUGAUAACCAAUAUUCAGUUGCGGUAACGAUGAAUAACAUUGCUCAACUCGCGUGGCAACCUUUCUCCACCUAUCUCAUUGUCAGAGUUCCGGCCAGAGUUUUGAUGCCAUGUUUUAUUUUUGGAUGGGGUACCGCGCAAGCAUGUAUGGCUGCUUCUUCGAGCUCAAUGGUAUCGAAGAUCCGAACAACCUAUCAGGGUGGCAGCAUGGUACUCUACGAACGGUAUCGCGCAAUGUAUAGCGGCCUUGAUGUCAUUCGGAUUGGGCUAAAAAUCAACUCUGAUAAGAUCGCUUCAUGGCAAUUGAUCUUCAUCGUGGUUGGAAGUAUCACAGUCUUAACUGCACCCGUAGUCUACUGGAGGAUUGAUUCCGAUAUUGCCCAUGCGAGAUUCUUAUCUCCUGAAGAUAAAGCCAAAGCGAUCGAAAGAUUGAGAGCCAACCAGACUGGUACAGGUACGAACGAAUUCAAAUGGGCUCAUGUCUGGGAAUUGGCAUAUGAUCCCAAGACUUAUCUUUUCGGUGGUUUGGCUCUUUGUUUGAAUUUCGGUGCGACGGUGACUACAAGUUUCGGACCAACGUUGAUUAAGAAUAUGGGUUACGAUAAGUUUAUUACCGCACUUCUCAAUAUGCCUUUCGGUGCCCUGCAGUUUUUGACAAUCAUGGCCGCUUCGUACGCUACUCAAAAGUUCAAACUCAAAGGUCCAGUCCUUGCGGCAUUCAUGGCACCUGUCCUAGUCGGUUUAGCAAUGUUAUAUCAUGCCAAUCGACAACCUGUAGUCAAUCAGAAAGUGUCUUUGGCAGGCUAUUACCUAAUGGCUUUCCUGUUUGGUGGGAAUCCAAUCAUUGUCAGUUGGAUGGUAGCCAAUACAGCCGGUCAAACUAAGAAGAGUGCCAUCCUCGCUGCCUACAAUGCCUUCAACGCUACCGGUAGUAUCAUCGGUCCUCUUCUGUUCAAUUCGAAAGAUAAGCCAAGAUAUCUUCCAGGACUUCGAGCUACUCUAGGUGUUUUCGCCGCGAUGCUCGGUCUGAUCGGACUCUGUAUGGGAUUGAUCUUUAUUUUGAACAAACCACGUGAAAGACAGAGAGUAGCUGUUGGUAAACCAGCCAAAAUCAAGGAUACCAGUAUGCUCACCAAGUACGAGGCAUACGGUCACGAAGGUGGGGCCGGUGAAAAUGCUUUGAAGGAUAUGACGGAUUUCAAGAACAACGAGUUUGUAUAUUUAUACUAG